Messenger RNA from Electrophorus electricus (electric eel), 2300 nucleotides. It is a transcript of the gene asah1b, whose product is annotated as N-acylsphingosine amidohydrolase (acid ceramidase) 1b. Gene Ontology annotation, biological process: fatty acid metabolic process. Gene Ontology annotation, molecular function: fatty acid amide hydrolase activity; N-acylsphingosine amidohydrolase activity. NCBI's taxonomy places the organism in Eukaryota, Metazoa, Chordata, Actinopteri, Gymnotiformes, Gymnotidae. Gene Ontology annotation, cellular component: lysosome. The record is from RefSeq and is a predicted model, not a curated record.
ACGAGGAAUACCGCAAACUUCCGUGUUUAUGUCCGCGGAGAAAGCCAUGAGACGUUGGAGUCCUGUCAGAUCUGUAGUCAUGACCCGCGGAGUUUUUUGUUAUUGUUUAUUAGUUUUUACCUACGUGACAGCGCAGUAUGUGCCUCCGUACACCGAAGAUUGUCGCACGGGCAUGUAUCCACCCGAAGGACCAACGUUUAAAGGCGAAGUGCCUUGGUACACUGUGGAUCUCGAUCUGCCCCCUAGCAAAAGAUGGACAGACGUUAUCACGGACAAAAAGAAUAACAUGGAGGCCAUGAUCCAGGCAAUCAAAGACCUAGCAGACGCCUUCGUCCCUAGCGGGAAACUCACUGAUCUUGUGGACAGAGAUUUACCGUUGAUGGUUGAUACCCUCCCGUAUCCUUUCAAUGAGGAGAUUAAAGGCGUUGCAGCAACUUCUGGUGUCCCCUUAGGUGAGGUCAUCCUUUUCAACAUUUUCUAUGAGGUUUUCACUGUGUGUACCUCGCUGGUCGCAGAGGACCCUGCCGGAAACCUCAUCCAUGCCAGAAAUCUGGACUUCGGUCUCUUCAUGGGCUGGAAGAACAAAUCAUGGGUGAUGACAGAGAAGCUGAAGCCUCUUGUGGUGAAUGUUGACUUCAGACGGAACAACCGCACUGUCUUCAAGUCCACCAACUUCGCUGGCUAUGUGGGCAUGCUGACUGGCCUCAGACCUCAAAUGUUCACCCUCACGAUGAAUGAGCGAUUCACUUUGGAUGGAGGCUACAUUGGCAUUCUGGAGUGGAUCCUGGGGAAAAGGAAUGGCAUAUGGAUGAGUUUCCUGACGCGCUCCAUCCUGGAGAACGCCACCAGCUAUGCAGAAGCCAAGAAGCAGCUAUCAGACACCAAGCUCUUGGCUCCUGCCUACUUCAUUCUGGGAGGGAACCAGACAGGCGAGGCAUGUAUCAUCACCCGAUCCAGAACACAGAGCAUCCACCCCCUAGAGCUCGACAUACAGCAGGGACGAUGGUAUGUGCUGGAGACUAAUUAUGAUCAUUGGAAACCACCUCUAUUCUUGGAUGACCGCAGAACUCCUGCUAUGAAAUGCAUGAACCAGACCACACAAUCUAAUAUAUCCGUGAAGACUGUCUACGACGUCCUUUCCACAAAGCCAGUGCUGAACAAAUUAACUACAUACACAACACUCAUGGAGGUUGCUAGUGGGAAGUUGGAGUCUUUUAUCCGUGACUGCCCUAACCCCUGUAUGCCAUGGUAACAGAGCACUCCUCCAGCCUUCCUGCUUCUUCGGAACAUUCCUCUACACGCAUGCUCAUUCAGUCAUCACUGGUCAUCACUGGUUAGACUUGUUCUCUGAAGCGGUCACAUCUGACCCCAUUUGGAGGCAGAAAAUGUGUUAAUUUAAAACACUCUCUGUGACUGUUUUGUUAUAAACCUUUGAUCUGAACAGCGCUAAAAUCAAAAUAAACAGUUAACAGACAUUUCCAUAACAAUAAUUACACAGCAGGUCAACAGUGACCUUGUUUAAGCUUGCUUUGAAAGGCCAUAUUGGCUUCUGUUUUCCCUGUGUGUGCGUGUGCGUGUGCGUGUGCGUGCGCGUGUGCGUGUGCGUGCGCGUGUGUGCGCGCGCAUGUAUACACAUUAUUAUAUUUGAUGGUGGGAGCUGCAAUUUGAAUGUGAAAACCACAAUGAUUGCUAUCCAAAUAUAAUUAAACCCACAAUAAAAAUGUAGAACAAAAAUGCACAGUUUUUACAGGUAAUUGUUUCCCAUUUUUUAAAAAAUGAUUUUUAAAUUUAAAAAUGCUGUGCAGAAUUACUGAAAAAUUGCUGAUUAUAUUUUAUAUGUGGUUAUGUGAUAAAUAUAAUCGGGUUGUAUUAGUAAAGUUUAAACAAGAGAAUUUUCAUGAACAGAUAUUGCUUAUUUUGAGCUAUAUUUCAUGAGUGGUCACCAUGCAAUGUUAGGGUAUGGACUGUUAGGGUAGAGAUACAAACUACUGUGCAUCUGCGCCCUCUAGUGGACAAAACCACAAAUCAUUCAUCUGAUCUGAGACUGGGUAUAAGCAACUCAUUGGAUUAAACCUAAUACUCACUGGAGAAAACUGUUGUUUGUGGAGUAAUAGUGGAAUGCCAGGUGAGCCUGUUUGAGUGCUCCAAUGCCCCACCUAUUGGCAAAUUGAUGAAAAUGCUGCUGUUUGAUCACAGCGGCUAUAAAUGUCUACUGUCUGAUUAAUUUGAUUGAAUGCUAAUGGAACAAUUGCUUGAAAUCAUGAUUUUGGGAAAUAAAACAAGAAAGACACUCCACAGAA